Messenger RNA from Saccostrea echinata, 1665 nucleotides. RefSeq lists its product as uncharacterized. The record is from RefSeq and is a predicted model, not a curated record. Gene Ontology annotation, molecular function: protein binding. Gene Ontology annotation, biological process: signal transduction. The transcript has 6 exons. Bases 121 to 1665 code for a protein of 514 amino acids. NCBI's taxonomy places the organism in Eukaryota, Metazoa, Mollusca, Bivalvia, Ostreida, Ostreidae.
UGGAUUUGAAGUGUUUUUCUCUGAAGGGUUUAACCAUAAAAAUCGACGCUUCGAUCAGUUGCUCCUUGUUUAAAUAAAAGAUAAGUCGUAUAGUUCGAUUUCCAUGCAUUUUUUUCUGUUAUGCCUUGUGAAAUGGCAGGAAAAGUAAUUAAGGUGGAGGUUGAAGAUUUCCGUGACAUCUUGCUUCGAGUUUCACCGUACAUUGUCCGCCAGUGGAAGGAAGUUUGUCGUGACCUAGGUGUACCGGAAAUGGAUCUAUUUCACCUGGAAAAAGCUAGUUACAGUACAAAACUGUCCAACUUAGCGUACCGUGGUCUUUGUCUUUGGUAUGAACGGAUUGGCAAGGCUGCAACAAAAGACAAACUAAUUUCUGCGCUCAAAAGGAACGGACUGCGCAGAGCCGAAGAAGAGGUAGAGAGUAUUAACCUGAAACAGCUGAUUGUCCGACCCUCUUCGUCACUACCUAUAUCUACCAGAGUCCAGUCUGCCAAAAGGAAGAAAUCGACAGGUGCACCGCCCUCUUUGCAAAGAUUGAGAAGCGGAAGCGCCAAAUCUGCCAGGAUAAGAGCGGCAAAACAGAAGUACAAGAAGGAAGAUAAAUCAUGUAACCUUUCACUGCGAAUAAGAGUGGCUCAAAUUGCCGCUCAGGAAGAAAUAAAUGGAUAUUGGCGGGAAAAAUGUCGCGAUUUAUGCGAAUCAUUUUACUCGUUGGUUUUAGAUAAUUGUGAGGAUUAUAUUCUUGGACUAGAGAAAACAAUUGAUAUGACUGAGGUUGUUGUCAAUGACGUCAGAAAAGACAGUGUGAUUUUUGCAAGUGUUCAGUUUGGAACUCUCGGAGCUCUCGAGUCGAUCAACCAAAUGUACAAAUCUAAGAGACUGAAUUCGAUCUGCCAGGCAGUGUUUGUAAAUGAACAAACUUUAAAAUAUCUGGGAGUAAAAAGUUUAACGUUAGAUGUAAGCAUUGAUUCGAAUGAAAUUGAGGAAUGCAGAGACUGCCUUUUGUCCAGGAAGUUUAGAGAAAGCACCGUGUUUCAUCCCACAGAUACACUGACUGAUCCAAAUACUGAAGAACCGAAUGUAGACAGAAUACCGGAACUCAAAGGGAAGAAAAAAAGGAGCAAUAUUGACUUGUCAGAAUGCAAAAAGCGGUUCACGACCAAACUCGAAAAAUUAAAGCAUCGAUACGCUGUGUUUGAUGAACAUAUAAAUGAGUUCUUGAGAACACUCCAAAUUGUGCUUCCAAAAGGCGAGGAAAGUAUUUCAAACCUUGCGGGUGUUAUUCGUCUUCUUUCCUACUUGCUCUCGACCGAGGGUGUGGGAUCUGGAGUUCGAACGGAUCUCCUUCGAGAAUAUCUUGCCAUUGUAAACAACAUCCGGUUAUUUGUGGAGAACUUCCGGGGGGAAUGUGAUGAAUUGCUAAGCGACAGUGAAACAGAAGAUAUGGAUUCUGAUUACGGUGGUAAAAUUGUGAAAUGUUUGCUAGACAAUGUAGAAGACAUGCUCCAGAUUGAUCAUUUAUUUGAGGAAGACACUAGUGUGUUAGACCGGAAGUUAAAUACAUAUGAGCAGACAUUUUGUGGAAUGUUGUGUUAUAUUCCACUCUUAUUUGAGAAGUUAUCAACAGUUCUUCACACUUUACCAACAAACGCAACAUCAAAUGCAUAA